Molecule: messenger RNA, 471 nt
Organism: Lactuca saligna
Lineage: Eukaryota; Viridiplantae; Streptophyta; Magnoliopsida; Asterales; Asteraceae
Source: the annotation of a GenBank genome assembly
AUGUCCAAGAAAGGUAUUGAUCCUAAUCUUAUAACAUACAAUAUACUCAUUGGUGGUUUAUUUCAUGUGGACAGACUUGAUAAGGCACUUAUGCUUCCUGUUGAAAUGAAAUCUCAUGGUUUAAAUCCAGAUAUUCUGAGUUACAAUACUAUAUUAGAUGCACUUUGUAAGAACAUAAGACUUGAUGAAGUGCUAAAGUUAUUUAAAAAUCUUGAUGGUGAUGGUGUUGUUCCUAAUAUUGUUACAUGUAAUUGUCUGAUUGAUGGUAUCAGUAAAUCUGGGGAAACUGAUCAUGCAUAUGAGUUCUUUUUAGGUCUUUCUGCUAGAGGCUUAAAACCUAAUGUUCGUACAUAUAACAUAAUGAUUGAUGGAUUCUUGAAAAUGGGUGAACUUGAUAAAGUAAAUAUGUUGUUUCUUGAACUGAAAGAAAAUGGUUGUCUUGCAGAUGAGAUUACAUAUUUCUUGAAAUGA